AUGACGUCUGAUCAACAGAAUGGAAAAUCUCCAAUUCUGCCAAGAUCCCCAAUGAACAAUGAAGAAAACAAAAACAACACCAACAAGUUUAGGAGAACAAACAUUAAUUCUCUUUGUUUCUUCAAUUUCAAUCGGUUCCAUUAUUGUGUUUUGUUAUGUUGGCUAUUUGGAAUUUUCUUCGCAACCCAAAUGAUUUUUUCCGUAUUUUCAAAUUAUAUACCAAAAUGGAAAUGUUUAUUAAAUAAUACUUCAAAUUUUGCUAGAAAUUGUACAAUAUAUCAAAAAUGUCCUGAGAAUCUGAUACAAUUUGAAGAGAAUAUACCUUUUCAUUCAGCGGCAAUGGAAUUUGGUUGGAUUUGUGGGGCUAAUGCAUAUAAUCGAGCUUUAUUCAGCCAAAUUCAAUUUGCUGGCGUGCUUAUUGGCACUUUAACUUUUGGAGCAAUAUCAGAUGCAUUUGGUCGUAAACCUGUUUCUAUUUUUGCUUUAACUGUUGGAAUUUCUUCAAUGUUUGCUACUGCAUUUGCACCCAAUUGGCAUUUCUUAUUAGCUUGUCGUUUUAUUCUUGGCCUCUGUAUUGGAGGAGAUUUGGUUGUUGUAUAUACUUUUGUAAUGGAACAAUUAUUACCAACUCAAAGGAUGGCUAUUAGGGGAUUCUUUAAUUGGGGAGUUGCUCGUCUAAUAUUUACCUUGAUCUGUAUGUUCUUCCCUGAUUGGCGUUCCUCAAGUAUCGCUUGUGCUAUAUUUUCAAUGCCUGCCCUAAUUAUUAUAAUAUUUUUAAUGCCUGAAAGUCCAACUUGGCUCGUAUAUUUUAAAAUAUUUUUCAAAAUUUUAAAAAAUAUUUUAAAGCAUAGUAAAGGUCGUCUUGAACAAAUGCGAAUAAAUGAAAGAAAAAUUGCCCGGUUAGCAGGUCUCCCACCAACAAUUAAAUUACCUGAACAUGAAAAAUUAUAUCCAAAGGAAAAUUCUUUUUGGAAUUUAAUCAAAGAUAAAACUCUUUUGAGACGUGUUUCGGUUCUUUGGGUUAUGUUCACAGCAGCAAUUUCAGGAUAUUCUAUAGAUUUAAAUAGCUCAAAUAUUAGUGGCGAUCUUUUUCUUAAUCAAAGCCUUCUUUCAUCAAUUUGUGCAAUUUCUAAAAUAUGUCUUGUUAUAGUAGAUACAAUAUUUCCAAGGUUCUCACGCCGUAAUCUUCAUCAAGGAGCACAAUUUGUAGUAAUUAUUUCUGCAUCCCUUUUAGUCCUUUUUGUUUUAUAUGAUCAUGAUGGAAUUGGAAUUCUUUUGGCUAAUUUAAUUGGAAUAACCUUUAUUGAAUUAACUUGGUUUUAUUUUGUGUUUUUAAUAACGUUGUACAACCAUCUCUGUAAAAGGAAACACGGCCCGAGGAUUAGCAGAGAAUUCUCUUUCUCUUACAAUUCUCUUUCUCGUCUCUUUCUUUGUUAG
Meloidogyne enterolobii is the source of this 1437-nucleotide messenger RNA. The record is from the annotation of a GenBank genome assembly. Lineage: Eukaryota; Metazoa; Nematoda; Chromadorea; Rhabditida; Meloidogynidae.